AGGGGGUUUAAGUAAACUGGUUUAAGAAAGAGAGGGGGGUUAAGUAGAGUCAAGUCAAACUUUAUUAAGUUAGAAACAAACCAAACAGAUUUAUGGUUAACAUAGGAAAGAUCAACGACCGCGUAGCAUCCAAAUUUAGCUAGUGCUACCCUUUUUGUAGAUCUUGAUCUAGCCAUUGUUUAUGCCUCACAUCGACGAAUGUUACCAAACUAGCGUCACCCUCCUUUUUUUAUAUGAAGUGGUCAGUAAAUACAAACAGCAAAACGUGACGAAGAUGCGGCGUGUCACAUGAGCAUCGAGAUUCAGUGGCGUCACGGGCUUUAAAGGUAACAUUCAUUCAUCCGUUGGUAAAGAAUCAGAUGGAAGUGCAAUGCAGCUUUAAAGGUAACAUAAUACGCAUACGGCAUACCUCUGCCCCUUGUCGCCGGAGUCUUUGCUCAUGUCUCGCUGUGAAGUAGCGUUUCACUCGCCUUGAGCUCUCUCUCCACACCGGCCGAGAAAGGGAAAGUGCACUACGCGAAGCAGUUGGCGUGCGUGCGUGCGUGCGUGGUCAAAGUAAUUUCCCGUGUAAUCACCUGCCGGCCGCAUAAGCAGAUCCAAUCUAGCCCCAAAGCACCCUGCAUGAGCCUAAUUUACUACCCGGCGUUAGCCAAAACAAACAAACCCGCCUAAACCCCACACUCCCACACUGAGUGCACGCCCUUAAGCCCACUGGGAGCGGCAGCAGGCAGAGGAAGAGACGCCAUGGGGGUCCGCCCGGCGGCCACGAAGCUGCACAUCCCCCCAUCCGCCGCCCGCCGCUCCACCUUCCUGCCACUCGUCGCCGUCGCCCUCCUCUGCUGCGCCUUCUACCUCCUCGGUGUCUGGCACCACGGCGGUUUCGCCUCCCCCUCCCCAUCCUCCCCCGUUUCCAUCUCCACCGCCGUCUCCUGCACCACCACCGCCGCCCCGAAGAAGACCCCGUCUGCCCGCGCCCGCUCCCGCUCCCCCUCCCUCGACUUCUCCGCGCGCCACACGGCAGCCGUGGACGAAGCGCUCACCAGCGACACCUCGUCCGGUUCGUCCUCGGCGGCGCCGCGGAGGUACCGCGCGUGCCCGGCCAAGUACUCCGAGUAUACCCCGUGCGAGGAUGUGGCGCGGUCGCUGCGGUACCCGCGGGACCGGCUAGUGUACCGGGAGCGGCACUGCCCCGCUGGGCGGGAGCAGCUGCGGUGCCUCGUCCCGGCGCCCGCCGGGUACCUUUCCCCGUUCCCUUGGCCCGCCAGCCGCGACGUCGCCUGGUUCGCCAACGUGCCGCACAAGGAGCUCACCGUCGAGAAGGCGGUGCAGAACUGGAUCCGCGUCGACGGCGACAAACUGAGGUUCCCCGGCGGCGGGACCAUGUUCCCUCACGGCGCCGACGCGUACAUCGACGACAUCGGGAAGCUCAUCCCGCUCCACGACGGCUCCAUCCGAACCGCGCUCGACACCGGCUGCGGGGUGGCGAGCUGGGGCGCGUACCUGCUGUCCCGGGACAUCCUGUCCAUGUCGUUCGCGCCGCGGGACUCUCACGAGGCGCAGGUGCAGUUCGCGCUGGAGCGCGGCGUGCCCGCCAUGAUCGGCGUGCUAGCGUCCAACCGCCUCACCUACCCGGCCCGCGCCUUCGACAUGGCGCACUGCUCCCGCUGUCUCAUCCCCUGGCACCUGUACGACGGGUUGUACUUGAUCGAGAUCGACCGCGUGCUCCGUCCCGGAGGGUACUGGAUCCUGUCCGGACCGCCGAUCAACUGGAAGAAGUACUGGAAGGGAUGGGAGAGGACGAAGGAGGACCUUGACGCCGAGCAACAGGCGAUCGAGGCGGUUGCCAGGAGCCUCUGCUGGACGAAGGUCAAGGAGGCCGGCGACAUCGCCGUCUGGCAGAAGCCCACCAACCACGUCAACUGCAAGGCCUCACGCAAGGCCGCCAAGUCCCCGCCUUUCUGCUCCCACAAAAACCCCGACGCGGCGUGGUAUGACAAGAUGGAGGCCUGCAUAACGCCGCUCCCAGAUGUCUCCGGCGAAAACGACGUCGCCGGUGGCGCGGUGAAGAAGUGGCCGCAGAGGCUCACCGCCGUGCCGCCCAGGGUCUCUCGCGGCAGCAUCAGGAGCGUCACAGCCAAGACGUUCGCGCAGGACACCGAGCUCUGGCGGAAGAGGGUCCGGCACUACAAGUCGGUGAUCGGCCAGUUCGAGCAGAAAGGACGGUACCGCAACGUGCUCGACAUGAAUGCCCGCCUCGGUGGCUUUGCGGCAGCGCUGGCGGGCGACCCCUUGUGGGUCAUGAACAUGGUCCCGACCGUGGGGAACACGAGCACGCUCGGGUCCAUCUACGAGCGCGGGCUCAUCGGAAGCUACCAAGACUGGUGCGAGGGCAUGUCUACCUACCCCCGGUCCUACGAUCUCAUCCACGCGGAUUUGGUGUUCACCCUGUACAAGAAUAGGUGUGAGAUGGAGAGCAUUCUGCUGGAGAUGGACAGGAUCCUGAGGCCUGAGGGCACGGUGAUCAUCAGAGACGACGUGGACAUGCUGGUGAAGGUCAAGAGCUUAGCGGACGGGAUGAGGUGGGACAGCCAGAUUGUCGACCACGAAGACGGCCCGCUCGUCAGGGAGAAGCUCCUCCUGGUUGUGAAGACGUACUGGACUGCCCAGGACCAAGACCAAUAGCAGGAAUGUGAAGUAAAAUUCUAUAUAUGUUGAUAAGCACAUUUUUCAUGAUUGGGUCACCAUUUCUAGCUCCUUGAGCUAGCAGUUUUUACGUUCUUUGCUGUUCUUUUUGAACGGUCACCCUCGGAUAGGAACUUGGUCUCUAAGAUGUAAAACGGGGCAAAUGGAAGGAAGGGUAAAACCCCAGCCCCCUUCAAAGAUUGACUUGAAUUGCCAAUUUGUGAGAAGUGGUAAAUACUAGAGGUCACUGUUGUCAGUCAUCCUGGAUAAGCAGAGCCGAGUUCGUGGCUUCGUGCAACUACAGUUCUGUUGUAUAA
Messenger RNA from Phragmites australis (common reed), 2999 nucleotides. RefSeq names its product probable methyltransferase PMT15. NCBI's taxonomy places the organism in Eukaryota, Viridiplantae, Streptophyta, Magnoliopsida, Poales, Poaceae. The transcript has 6 exons. Gene Ontology annotation, cellular component: endosome; cytoplasm; trans-Golgi network. The record is from RefSeq and is a predicted model, not a curated record. Gene Ontology annotation, molecular function: methyltransferase activity. Bases 745 to 2682 code for a protein of 645 amino acids.